This is a messenger RNA of Anopheles darlingi, 3383 nucleotides long. RefSeq lists its product as uncharacterized. Lineage: Eukaryota; Metazoa; Arthropoda; Insecta; Diptera; Culicidae. The record is from RefSeq and is a predicted model, not a curated record. The transcript has 6 exons. The coding region runs from base 186 to 1460 and encodes 424 amino acids.
GCGGUUAUUGCGGAGCGGACACCAAUUCGUUCGGCUAACUAACAGCGCUGCGCUGUACCCUGCUCGUCCUCCACUGCUGCCUACUGACUCCGCCUGCAGUGAAAGAACAGCACGAGAAACACCAAAGACCAUUUCAGGUGGCCGGUGUUAGUUGGUUGACCAAAAAGCAUAUCCAGCACUAAGCAAUGAAAAUUUUAAAGGAAAAACUAUCAACGUGGUGUUCUGUCACCAACAAUUGGACAGGAAGACAGAUGGCCAAGUAUGGUUUCAGCACAACACUAAGUACGUUGGUGUUUGGCGUUGCAUGCUGUGGUACACUCUGGUAUGAGCAGGGACUGUUGGUGACGCUGGGGGCCUUCCUAUCAAUCGGUGCGUUGUGGUACCGCCACUGUGCCUCGGUGCAGCUGCUGAAAUCACCACGGCUCGACGAACAGCUAGUCAGACUGCGUGGGUGGUUGGGUGGACUGCGAAACAACCGGCCGUAUGGCUAUGCGGUGGUGCUGGCUGCCGCCGCUCUGCCACCGGUCAUUCUGUUUUGCGUUCUCUCCUGGUGGAUGCUGCUGGCGACUCUGGUGGCUGUGUAUUGCCUACUCAAAUGGACUUACGGCUUAAAGAUUGUGUUUAAUCAUGGCAUCGUAGGUAUCGCACAGGAACAACAGUUUGAGCUAGAUGUGCAAGAAUUCAUGCCGGAAAUAAACGAGCUCAGUCAAACGCUACUUCAGGCAGUUGGCGAGUGUGGCGACAUUCCAUUGCACAUAGAACGGUGUAGUGAGCGGGCAGCAUCAACAUACUCCAAUAGCUAUACUGCGACACACAAGGUCGACCAGAUAGAUGAAGAGGAGGAGGAUGAGCGGUACAUUAGCAUGCUAUUACCGGACGCCGAGAACAGUCGAGAGCUGGACACGGCGGAGCAAACUGACUCCAGUAGCGACGAAUUGCUACUGGAUGAGACGGAAGGCGAAGGAAAACAACAGUCCCGGGUUCCGGGUAACACGCCGCUUAUGGAAUUCAAGAUAAGCCAUUUCAACGCGAACAGCUCGUCCUCGGACUCGGACGAGAGCCGGGGGAUUGCCUUAGAAGGCAACCCUAGUGUGUCGGUUGGCCGAUUUCGUAACACCAAGAACCUUGACCAAUACUCUGAUAAAUCCAACAGCAACGCUUUUCUCGUAGGUGCCAUGGUUCAAUGCUUGAUGGAUGUUGCUGCAGUACGGCAUCAGGUACCGACAGCGGCGGUAGCAUCCGCGAUUUCUGCCCCCAGCAAUAACGGCAACCAUGGUUCAUCCUCAGUUUCCUUCAGUUUGCCAUUCAGCAGCUCUAACAUCUACGAUAUGCUUGGCGGGACGGCCCCAUCGUUAGGAUUACAGUCGGUUGCCACGCAACCGACAGAUGACCUAACGACGGAUGACGAUAAGGAUAGUGAUUUCGAAAUAUUAAAUUCGGAGGAACUAAGUAACUUGUGAAUGCAUUUGAUUAAUGAACUUCUUCACUCUUUCUUUCUUGCUGUUAAUGGUUUUCAAAACACCCUCGAACUUCACUUUUUCACUGUAUUUAGUUCUUACAGAGAAUUUCAUUCAAUCCCUCAACCAUGAAGAAGAUACAGUCAGACUCGUCAUCCAGAUUGAAGCCAACAUCCGAUAUGAAGCUUUACGUAGUCGGCCCCAAUCCUUCGUUAUGUUUAGUAUUAAACUAAACAUUUAAUAUACUAUUAAAGUAUAUUUAAAAAUGUUCGCCGUCAGGCUAGACACAGUAUCUUAAAACUAAGGAAGAUACAAUAAAAUAGUGGGGGCUUAGAGUGGCACAGAGAUAGCACAGAGAGGUGGAAAAUAAAAUAAGAAUGCAAAACAAACUACAACCCAGAAUGGAAAAAUCCCGCAACUCAAAUUAGACCGAUGAAGAGAAGUUGAGAGCGGUGGAGAAGGCGAAACGGAAAGCAGAGAAAGAGAGAGCUCCAAAGACCACAGUGCGAGUAACUCACAAUGGGCAGGGUAGGCCAUAGUGGAGGCAUUUGGACCCCCCCCCCCCCCCCACCCGGCGCUACAGGACCAUACGCGUAAAACUCCGUUGGAUAUGGUCUAUCUUAGAGAUAAGAGUGACACUAAACGGGUUCCACACGAUACAUGCGUAUUCCAAGGUUGGUCUCACGAGCGCACAAUAGAGACACCUACGGCAGUCGGGAUUGUUGAAGUCUCGGGAAACCGCCAUAAUCAGCCCCAAGGUCUUGAAGGCCUUUACCACAGCUGAUUGUAUAUGUUCCCGGAACGUUAAGCAACAAUCAAGCGUCACCCCAAGGUCCCUGACGGAGGAGACGCGAGACAAAGAAACGGAGGUAAUUAAAAGAAUUCACACGAGAGCGAGGGAAAGAGAUUACAGAACACUUAUCAAGACAUAGAAGGAGGAAGUUGGCUGAACACCAAAAGGAAAUAGAAUCUAGGGUUUCUUGCAGUGCAAUACAAUCGUCGAUGCUGUAGAUGGGGGAAUAGAUUUUUAGGUCAUCAGUAUAAAGCAGAUGGCCCUCAUGGGGAAGGAUGUUGCACAUAUCAUUCACGAACGGAAUAAAUAAGAGAGGGAAAAGAAUACUACCUUUGGGGGACGCCUGAAGUACAGAAGACAUCCUCCGAAAGGGAACCCUCACUCUGCAUGAGCGACCAGAGAGGUAGGACUCAAGCCAUGCAACUAUGUUGGGUGACACCCUAAGCUUGCCGAGUUUUACAAUCAAAAGAGCAUGCGCAGCACGGUCGAUAGCAGCUUUGAAGUCUGUGUAGAUGGCAUCCGUCUGAAUGUCGCAGUCUAGCUUUGCCCUGUAGGUCACAUCAUUUGCCCUCUUGUUGCAUAUCACCCUUAUUUAAGUAGACUUUUAUACAUUUCUGAUAUACUUUUUAAGUUUUCUUGUGAUAAUUGUCCAAUAGAAAUCAAUGGAACGAAAAUCCAGUCAUUUUGGUGGAUUGAUAGCUUUCCCUAUGAAAUCGAUCUAUUUGAAUACAAAACAUAAACGCCUUAGCUUUGGUAAGAACAGCUACCUAAAUCAUGCCAAACUUACACUGGAUCAUUGGUGGACAAAUGAAGAAUAAAACCCUUUGCUGUAGACACUCUUUUCUUGCACAAAUUUCGAAUGAAUGUUCCCCCAAUGGUGAAAACAUUGGAUUUGUCGCCACAAUGUCAAAUCGCAUGCCCAAUCAUCAUUUUAUGGGAAAAUUCAUCUCCGUAAAUAAAUCAAACCCUUUCUAAAACACUCCCUCUGUUAUUAGCAAAGUAAUUUUUUUGCACGGUAUUUUUCGAAACGCAUUUUUACGUGUGUUCCAUCGUCCAUCCAAAUGCAUGUCCACCAAACAAACAAGUGUUGCAAACACUUGUUCAUACAGCUUCCCUGCACGGGCUUGAGCAAU